AUGAUGAGCUCUCUUGCCAUUGAGAAUGUCUCCGGCGUAGAAGGGAGAGCGAGCUCGAUCACAGCGUCAGCCGGGGAGCUAUGUGGCACCGGACUCAACAGCCCUUGCGAGAGACGCUACACGUGCGCUCAGUGCGGGAAAAGCUUCAAUCAGCGCUCAAACCUUAUCAGACACCAGAGAAUCCACACGUGGGAGACGCCCUACACGUGCUCUGAGUGCGGGAAAUGCUUCGGGCGGAGCUCUCACCUUAUCAGACAUGAGAGAAUCCACACAGGAGAGACGCCCUACAGGUGCUCUGAGUGUGGGAAAAGCUUUGGGCGGAGCUCUCACCUUAUCACACAUCAGAGAAUCCACACAGGGGAGAAGCCCUACACGUGCUCUGAGUGCGGGAAAAGCUUUAAUCAGAGCUCUGUCCUGAGCGCACACAGGAGAAUCCACACAGGGGAGAAGCCCUACACAUGUGCUGAGUGCGGGAAAUGCUUCCGGCGGAGCUCUCACCUUAUCAGACAUCAGAGAAUCCACACAGGAGAGAGGCCCUUUGAAUGCCGUGAGUGUGGGAAAUGCUUCACUAGCAGCUCAGACCUUUCUAAACAUCAGAGAAUCCACACAGGGGAAAGGCCCUUUGAAUGCCAUGAGUGUGGGAAAAGCUUCACUAGCAGCUCAGACCUUUCUAAACAUCAGAGAAUCCACACAGGGGAGAGGCCCUUUGAAUGCAGUGAGUGUGGGAAAAGCUUCACUCAAAGAUCAGCCCUUUCUAAACAUCAGAGAAUCCACACAGGGGACAGGCCCUAUGAAUGCACUGAGUGCGGGAAAACCUUCAAUCGCAGUUCGCACCUUAUUUCCUGCGGUGCCGGCACCGUCCAUCCAACCUGUGUCGGUGAGGAGCGCACCUUCGGCACCGGAUCGCUCCAGUACCAAAAAGGACUCCCGGCACCAGCAUCUGCCGGCACCGGCUCCCCGGCACUGCUCCCUUUCCCCGACUGGGAAAUGACGUACUGCUCCGACCCCAUCCUCGCAGAAGGAGCACACAUCAAAGUCCAUCUGUCGGACCCCGGUAACUGCUGCGGCACCGCCAACACCGACAACGCAGUUGGCAGCUCCUCCUAG
Molecule: messenger RNA, 1107 nt
Organism: Mauremys reevesii (Reeves's turtle)
Lineage: Eukaryota; Metazoa; Chordata; Testudines; Geoemydidae
Product: zinc finger protein 239-like
Exons: 4
Coding region: 1-1107 (368 amino acids)
Biological process (GO): regulation of DNA-templated transcription
Molecular function (GO): RNA polymerase II cis-regulatory region sequence-specific DNA binding; DNA-binding transcription factor activity, RNA polymerase II-specific
Source: RefSeq, a predicted model, not a curated record